UAACCAAUCAGAGCUCGCGAGGACUGGGUACAAGCUUGACGGGAAAAGCAAGAACAGCAUUGUGAGACAGAGGCAGAGUUUUGGGAUAUAUUUGUUGAUUUCAAUAGUUUAUAUUAGAAGGAUGAGUUUGUUAGAUGAUUACAGUUCGUCCUCGGAACGAAAGCGACCUUCAGAUGGUUAUUCUAAUAUUGAUGAAAACUUUGGUAUGAAAAGGAUGAAACAAGACGACAACCCUCCAUCAAAAGUUCUUCACAUUAGAAAUCUUCCUGAUGCUGCAACUGAAGCUGAUAUUCUUCAACUUGGCAUUCCCUUUGGCAAGAUUGUAAACAUUUUAAAAAUUACAAAAAGUAAAGGAAAACCACAGGCAUUUCUUGAAAUGGAAGAUAUAAGUAAAGCUGAGGCGAUGGUAAAUUUUACCAAUUCACACCUGCAAAAAGGAUCAAAUGUUUAUGUUCAAUAUUCAUCACAUACUGAACUUAAAGUUGAGAAGCAGUCUCCUGCAGUUACAGCACUCCUAGCCGCAGCAGCCAUGGCAUCCAGCACAUAUUCAUCAUCUGGUGAUCUCAUGUCUAUGUUGAUGGGAGAAGAUUCCAAGAUUGGUGUAAUGGCUAGUCCCAAUAACAAUGGUGGUGGUCUUCUUCCAAAUCCCACAUUGUUCCCAAACAACUCUUCAUCUGAGAAUGUUAGUAAUGUUUUAAGAGUUGUUGUGGAAAAUAUGUUAUAUCCCGUAUCUAUUGAUGCCUUACAACUGAUAUUUUCCAAGUAUGGAACUGUGGUAAAAAUUGCUAUUUGUACUAAAACAAAUCAGUUUCAAGUGUUUGUUCAAUAUUCAGAUCAUGUUCCUGCUACUGCUGCUAAAUCUGCGCUUGAUGGACAGAACAUUUACAAUGGAUGUUGCUCUAUGAAAAUAGGUUACUCCAAAUUCAACAAUCUCAAUGUAAAAUUUAACAACGACAAAACAAGAGAUUUUACGCGACCCGACCUUCCCUCGGGUGAAGGUCAACCAUCAUUUGAUCCAAAUCUUGGCUUAUCCGCUCUAGGGGCUGUUUUGAGCAACCCGUUUCUUGCUGCCAGUGCAGCUGCUACUGUGCCAAAUCUUGGAUUGUUAGGAGCUGGUAAUAUGCUACAGGGCAUUGGAGGAAAUCAACAAUCUGAUGAUAGACGAGGUCGUCGACGAGAUAAUGAUGAUCGCGAUAGAAAAUCUGUUUUACUUGUCAGUGAAUUAAAUGCUGAGAGGAUCAAAUGUGACGACCUUUUCAUACUGUUUGGUGCUUACGGUGAUGUAAUGCGUGUAAAGAUUCUCUUCAAUAAACCUGACACAGCUCUUAUUCAAUUCUUUGAUGCUUAUCACGCACAAACAGCUCGGGAAAAUUUGAAUGAAGUUCGCUUUCAAGGGAAAAAAUUGAGAGUUAGUACAUCAAAACAUGAUAACAUCAACAUGCCCAAACGAGAUUCUGAGGGUGCACAUCUUACUCAAGAUUAUUCGCGAGCCGCUGGUCAUCGCUUCAAACAACAAGGCUCAAAAAAUUAUCAGAAUAUUUUCCCCCCCGGGAGAGUCCUUCAUUUGUCCAACAUCCCUGGAAGUGUCACUGAAGAGGAGCUAAAGUCUUUAUUUAAAUCUAAAACUGAGGGAGAAAUGACAAAAUUCGAGUUUUUUACGAAAGAAGUUGGACGAGGAAAAAGAAUGGCUUUAGUAGAGAUGGCGUCAGUUGAAGAAGCUGUGCAAGCUUUAGUAGAUCUUCAUGAUUAUCCAAUUGGUAACGAUAGUCAUCUCAGAGUAUCAUUCUCAAAGAAAACGUUGCGCUGAGUCUGAGUUAAUAUAAAGAAAUAUAAAUCAUCUUUUCAUCGUUUCAUCUUCAAUUUGUAAGAAUUGUAGAUUGUUAAGUGUCCAUCAUAUAUUAUUGUAAGUGUCCGUCGUACAUUAGUUUUUUUAGUCAAAAAAAUCCCUGUAAAUAGCAUAUUGGUCAUUUUUAAUAUCUUAUUAAACUUUUGUGUUCAACUCCAA
Xenia sp. Carnegie-2017 is the source of this 2005-nucleotide messenger RNA. RefSeq names its product polypyrimidine tract-binding protein 1-like. Gene Ontology annotation, biological process: mRNA processing; regulation of RNA splicing. NCBI's taxonomy places the organism in Eukaryota, Metazoa, Cnidaria, Anthozoa, Malacalcyonacea, Xeniidae. Gene Ontology annotation, molecular function: mRNA binding. The record is from RefSeq and is a predicted model, not a curated record. The coding region runs from base 122 to 1807 and encodes 561 amino acids. Gene Ontology annotation, cellular component: nucleus. The transcript has 21 exons.